AUGAGCAAAUGGGCGUACAAAAAAGACCUGGAUGUUUCUCACAUUGAUGGGAAUGCAUCGACGGAAGCCAAGAGAUUUGGGCUUGCAAUUCUUCACCUAUUCAUUGGCACAAAAAGUACUUCCUUUGGCGCAGAUAUUGGUCAAUACAUGAACUGGACAGAAAUGAAUAUCCACAAACAAGGUCAAUACACCUUCGCAGAAACUGUAUUCGAGGUCACUGUUUAUCAAGAUAUGUGCAAUAUUCACAGAAUUUUACAUGGAGCUUGCGCGGCAUAUAUAGUAGAUCUGUGCACGAAUGCGUCACUUGUAUCUCUUGGAACGGCCGAGGGUUUUGACGGUACUGGAGUUUCUCAAUUCAUGAACCUCGUCUGGCACCAUCCUAUUCAUCUAGGUAAAAAAAUUAAGGUUGUCUCUACAUCAGUGUCCGGGAAAGGCAGGCUAAGAACGAUGCGGUGUGAGCUUUGGACUGAUGGCCAGAUUUGUGUAUCCGCCGUCCAUUCCACUGUCAAUGUGGCCAUCGUGAACGCCAAACUCUGA
Molecule: messenger RNA, 537 nt
Organism: Psilocybe cubensis
Lineage: Eukaryota; Fungi; Basidiomycota; Agaricomycetes; Agaricales; Agrocybaceae
Exons: 5
Coding region: 1-537 (178 amino acids)
Molecular function (GO): fatty acyl-CoA hydrolase activity
Source: RefSeq, a predicted model, not a curated record